This is a messenger RNA of Aspergillus alliaceus, 903 nucleotides long. Its product is annotated as kinase-like domain-containing protein. The record is from RefSeq and is a predicted model, not a curated record. The coding region runs from base 1 to 903 and encodes 300 amino acids. Lineage: Eukaryota; Fungi; Ascomycota; Eurotiomycetes; Eurotiales; Aspergillaceae. Gene Ontology annotation, molecular function: ATP binding; protein kinase activity. The transcript has 4 exons. Gene Ontology annotation, biological process: protein phosphorylation.
AUGCUUUCGAAUACCAGGAGAGCAUCUCAACCUAGAUCCGGACUGCGUCCUCCGUUUCUUACGAUAGAGCUCGUGUCGAAGGACACUACGAAUGUGUUUGCCGUGCAAAUCCACCCACAACACCAAUCUAUACUCCAAUCAACUUCUGGCAAACUACCGAUGGUGGCGGUCAAGCGGUUCGUCCCAAAGGACACUGAUCUCUUCCAUCAAGAAAGGGAGGUGCUUGUCGCCCUCCGCACACUCCACCACCCGAGAGUCGCCGAACUUUUAGCCACAAAGAUUAGCGGCCUCGCCGAUGCCCCGUUCCACAUCCACAAUAAAGGGGCACAUCUAUCAUCAGCGGGCAUUGGAGAUAUACCUUACCAGUGGGCUUGUCACAGAGAUAUCCGCCCAGAGCAUAUCCUCCUUCUGGCCGAUUUUGGCUUCAGCUCAUUUUGUCGCGACAGCUCGAACACGGGAGCUAUAUCCCGUCCUCCAGGGACCCGCACAUACGUGUCGCCUGAAACUAGGCUUCGUCGUGAAGUUGGUAUCAAAGACGACACCUGGUGUUUUGGUUGUUUUAUAUUGGAACGCUUAAUCUGGCUGUAUAUGGGCCUGUCUGAGGUUGAUCAAUUUGCCGAUGAUCGCGCCAUUGCAACUCCUGGAUCUAACUUACCACUGCAGGAUGAUCACUUCGUUACGCUCCAAUAUGGUCGUAAUUCUGCGUCUGUUGUUGCAGUCGUCAGGAGCACUGUGUCAGAGUACGUAUCCCGGCUUUAUCGCAACCCACUGUGCGCAGAGGUGACGAUAGCUGUGCUUAAUGUCGUGAGGGACGAAAUGCUGGUUGUCGACGUUGAUCGUAGGUGUGACUCCAUGCGGUUAGUUUCGAGGUUUAGAACUAUUGAGAAGAUGCUUUCAUUAUGA